GUCUGUAUGAUCUCGAGGGUGGCCGCAGGACAUGGCAGACGCCAGCAGGGCCAGGCUUCAGAGACGGGUCGGGGUCAGCGGCCGCUUCGCCUCAUUCCACCAGACUUCAGUAAAUGUUAAGUUACCACCUAAUGUGAUGUCAAAAAAUAAUUUGGAAGCCUCUCCUUGUAAAAUGACAGAGCCGUUUAAUAUUGAAGAAAAUGAAAGCAAGCUUCCACCACAUGAUUCUCUAAGAAGUCUUGGAAGACACAACCAUCCUAAUUUUCGGCUGAAAAGCCCAGAGAAUGGAAAUAAAAAGAACAAUUUUUUGCUUUGUGAGCAAGUCAAACAGUACUUAAAUAGUCGGGAAGACAGCUCAGGAGUAUCUUCAAGCUCUGCUGGUAUCAGUGAAGACAUAGCUGGAUCCAAAGGAGACAGGGAGACAUUGGCAACAGGCAACUCAAUGUCACCUUUACAUCUUGGAAAUAAUUCACCCACCAAAGAAGUAAAAACUAAGCCCAGCAGUAAUGUAUCUCCUACAAAGUCAAAGAAAUCAAACAGGUUGAUUGAGAAUGCCUUGUCCAUAAAUAGUCCAACACUCUUCAACUCUUUAGGACCACCGCUGCGUCCAACAACCUGCCAUCGUUGUGGCCUGUUUGGAUCACUGAGGUGUUCCCAGUGCAAGCAGACAUACUACUGCUCUACCGUCUGCCAAAGGAGAGACUGGUCUGCCCAUAGCAUUGUCUGCAGGCCUGUCCAGCAAAGUUUGAAUAAACUUGAAGAUAAUAAAUCAUCUUUUGAAACAAAGAACAUUGAAAUGAAAAAUGAGAGUGAUUAUCCAAUAGAAGAUAUUAAAGAGACAGCUACCAGUUCUGAGAAAAUAAUGUUUUCUGACUUGAGAAGCCUACAACUCAAGAAAACCAUGGAAAUAAAAGGUAUGGUUACAGAAUUCAAACACCCAAGUAACUUUUAUGUACAGUUAUAUUCUUCGGAAGUUUUGGAAUACAUGAGCCAACUCUCUACAAGCUUAAAAGAGACAUAUGCAAAUAUGGUGCAUGAAGGAGAUUAUCUUCCUGCCAAGGGGGAAGUGUGUGUUGCCAAGUACUCUGUGGAUCAGACUUGGAACCGAGCCAUAAUACGAGAUGUCGAUGUGCUACAGAAGAAGGCACAAGUCUUGUAUAUCGACUAUGGAAAUGAAGAAAUAAUUCCAGUGGACAGAAUCCAGCAGCUACACAGAAGCAUUGACUUGUUUCCUCCCUGUGCCAUAAAGUGCUUAGUGGCAGGUGUUGUCCCGGCAGAGGGGGACUGGAGCAGUGAUUGUAUCACCACUGUCAAGUCACUGUUAAUGGAGCAGUACUGCUCUAUAAAGAUCAUUGACACCUUAGAGGAAGAGGUGGUGGCCUAUGCUGUAGAUGUUGUGCUACAAAGUUCAGGAAAACUCCUAGACCAUGUGCUUGUGGAAAUGGGAUAUGGUGUGAAAUCUGAUGGACAGAAUUCUAAGGAGCCAAGUAUGGAUCAAAGUGAUCCUAAAGAUGUUGAAAAAAUGACAGCUGAGAACAGAAUUGUUAUAAACAGAAGUGCCCUGAUCCCCAGAGUGCUAACCUUGAAUGUGGGCGAUGAGUUCUGUGGAGUGGUUGCCCACAUCCAAACACCAGAGGACUUCUUUUGUCAACAAUUACAAAGUGGCCAUAAGCUGGCAGAGCUCCAGGCAUCCCUCAGUGAGUACUGCAGUCAAGUGACUCCACGCUUGGAUUUUUAUCCAGCCAUUGGGGAUGUGUGCUGCGCUCAGUUUUCAGAGGAUGAUCAGUGGUACCGUGCCUCAGUUUUAGCUUAUGCAUCAGAAGAAUCUGUCCUGGUUGGAUAUGUCGAUUAUGGAAACUUUGAAAUUCUUAGUUUGACAAGACUUUGUCCCAUAAUACCGAAGUUGUUGGAAUUGCCAAUGCAAGCCUUAAAGUGUGUCUUGGCAGGAGUAAAGCCAUCAUUAGGAAUUUGGACUCCAGACGCUAUCUGUCUCAUGAAGAAGACUGUACAGAAUAAAAUGGUCAUGGUGAAAGUGGUAGACAGGCUGGAAAACAGCUCCUUGGUAGAACUCAUGGACAAAUCACUGGUACCCAGUGUCAGCAUUGCUAACAUUCUCAUAGAUGCAGGCUUUGCCAUGGAAAAGGAGGUUGUGACAGAUAAAACUAGUGACAUGAAAAAAGCCAUUCCCUUGGCCAUAGAAGGAAGAGUGGAGCCUUUGGAGUGGACGUGGGUUGAGCUGGCUGUUGACGAGACAGUGGCUGUCACUGUCUGCAUGAUGUACAGUCCUGGGGACUUCUACUGUCAUGUCAUCAAGGAGGAUGCUAUGAUGAAGCUCAACGAUUUGAAUAAAUCUUUAACAGAAUGUUGCCAGCAGAAGUUGCCGAACGGUUUUAAGGCAGAAAUAGGACGACCCUGUUGCGCUUUCUUUGCAGGUGAUCGGAACUGGUAUCGUGCUUUAGUCAAGGAAAUCUUACCAAAUGGAAAUGUUAGAGUACAGUUUGUGGAUUAUGGAAACAUUGAAGAAGUUACUACAGACAAACUUCAGAUGAUAUCUUCAAUGUUUCUGAAACUCCCAUUUCAAGGGAUACAGUGCUGGCUAGUAGAUAUUCAGCCUAUAGACAAACAUUGGACUACAGAAGCCAUUGAAAGAUUUCAGACAUGUGUUGUGGGGAUUAAACUCCAAGCCAGAGUGGUUGAAAUCACUGAAAAGGGGUUGGGAAUUGAACUCACCGAUCUUUCUACUCCCUACCCAAAAAUAAUUAGUGAUGUUCUCAUCAGUGAACAUCUGGCUUUAAAAUCAGGUUCACCACAGAAGCACUUGCCAAAUAGCAGACCUGUUAACAUAUGUAAGCAAAGUGAAACCCAGGAGCUGCAAGCUAUCCCGGUAGCAAAACAGUGGAAGACAGUUGAAUUGCCAGUGAACAAAACUGUUCAAGCAAGUGUGUUGGAAAUCAUAAAGCCUACCUUGUUUUAUGCUAUCCUCAGUGAGAUGCCAGAAAAUCAAGACAAAAGAUGCUUAUUGACAGCUAAAUUAAUAGAAUAUUGCAGUGCUCAAAAAGUUGAUAUGUCCUAUAGACCAAGAAUUGGAGAUGCCUGCUGUGCCAAAUACACAAGUGAUGACUUCUGGUAUCGGGCCAUUGUUCUGGGAACAUCAGACUCUGAUGUGAGAGUACUCUAUGCAGACUAUGGAAAUAUCGAGACCCUGCCUCUCUCCAGAGUGCAACCAAUUACUGCCAGCCACCUGGAGCUGCCUUUCCAGAUUAUCAAAUGUUCGCUUGAAGGAUUGACGGAGUUGAAUGGAAGCUGUUCUCAGUUGGUGAUGGAGCCUCUGAAACGGUUCAUGCUGAACCAGAAUGUGAUGCUUUCUGUGAAAGAAGUUACUGAGAAUGUUCACACAGUGUCUGUUGAGAAAUGUUCUGAGAAUGGUACUGUCAGCAUAGCUGAUGAGCUAGUGAAGUGUGGUCUGGAAAAUCACAUGACUCCUAAAAGGAAAAAUGCUUUAACUAAAGAAAGGACACAUAACAAAGAUUGUUGCUGCAAAGAAUUGCAGAAACAGAAACAGUGUCUCUUGGAAAUAAAUGCAUGGAAGGAAACAGUGAAGUAGCGAAGGCAGCAGUUAGUAUUUUGUUUGUUGGAACCUUCCUCUACUUUUUCUUUAAUGACCUUUUAUGCCUCCAUUUUUACUUGGUACCUUUGUUCUAUUAGGUUGGUUUUCCUCCCCUCCACAUAAA
This is a messenger RNA of Jaculus jaculus (lesser Egyptian jerboa), 3731 nucleotides long. RefSeq names its product tudor domain containing 1 (gene Tdrd1). The transcript is spliced from 25 exons. The record is from RefSeq and is a predicted model, not a curated record. Bases 32 to 3604 code for a protein of 1190 amino acids. NCBI's taxonomy places the organism in Eukaryota, Metazoa, Chordata, Mammalia, Rodentia, Dipodidae.